Molecule: messenger RNA, 2053 nt
Organism: Bactrocera oleae (olive fruit fly)
Lineage: Eukaryota; Metazoa; Arthropoda; Insecta; Diptera; Tephritidae
Product: neurofilament heavy polypeptide
Source: RefSeq, a predicted model, not a curated record
AUUAAAUUAAUUUAAUGCUGAAUCUCACAUUCGUAAACGUCGAACCAUUUGGAACAUUUUUUUUUUAUCAAUUACACACUAAUUGAUGAUUCAUUGCAUAACUGAUUGUUAGCAUGAAGCAAAUUCGUAAAUAAAUAAAUUUUACACACUUACAUAGUAAAGAUGAAGAUAAAUAAAUUGAGCAGCUUGCUAAUUUUUUAUUUAUGAACCGAACAAUCCAUACAAUUACCACCAGACAUUUAUAUGUGUAUUUUUCUUUAAAAAUAGGUCAAAAUAAAAAAGUAAAAUGUUUGUAUUGAGUCGCUAGUAUGACUUUGUGUGAUGUGAUGAGGAUCUUCGCAUUACUACUUUCCAAAAUAUAGCUUAAAUUGAUAACUGCUCUGUUUUGUACUUCACAUUCGCUUUAAUUAGCACAAAUUAUCGAAAAGUUAACAAUUCCUGUAAACACUUAUCCGACAAUGCACGAACAUUUUCUCACUUGAGUCUCGUUUUAUUUAUUUUUUCCAUUUUCAAUUUUGCAUAUUAACUGCGUGUUUAUGUAUAAAAGCCAUAAAUAUAAUGGCUGCAAGAGUAGUGUUGGUUCAUAUUUCAAAGAUUUAUGCAGCAAAUAUAAAACGAUGCGACAGAUUAUUAUAUUAGCCUGCUUAAUGGUUUGCUGCGUUGCAGCUCCUACGUCACAACAAACUUCAACUGCAGCUAAAGAGCAGGAUUUACCGCUAGAGCGUCCUAGUCCUAUUAAUCCCGAUGUACCCAGUGAUCCUAAGCCUGCUGAAAAGAUCACUAAGAUCACCGACCCAAAAGAAAUUGUGAAACAUAAACGUGAAGCUGAAGACAACCCUUAUGAUCAUAUAACACGUUUUGCGCCAACUGCGCUUCCUGUCAGACAAGCUGAAAGGCUGAAUAACCAUUCACAAGAGUCAACCGAGCAAAGUUUGGAGGCUGAUUCUACUCAUCAUCGUCAAAAGCGAGAAAAAGAGCAAAAUAGAGAAACGAAAAAAUCUGCAAAUGUGUCUGCAUCUACACCUGUAUCACCUCUUAAGGCACAUCCUGAGCCAGUCCCUGCUCGCGAUUUACCCAAAUCGCGACAACGCCGUCAAGUAGAUCCCCAUCUAAUUGGAGCAUCCACAGUACCAGUAGCACCACUUCUUUAUAUUGAGGAAAAAAAUAAAUCAAACGAAGAAGAAGUUCAACAUGAAACAAAUUCUGAAGAUCCACUUGCAUCAGAAAUUAGUGACCACACUGAAACUUAUGAAUCAAAGAGCACAGAUGUAGCAACGCCAGUUAAACGUGAUAUACCUGUUCCUUUAGUGCCUAAAUAUCAUCAUCCUGAGGAGUCACCAAAGAGCGGUGAAAAGGCAGAGAAAGGUGAAAAAAAUGAACAACAGAAACAUGCAAGUGAGGAGGAUAGUAAAUCAAAAGAAAGUAGUGAAAGUAAUGAAAGCCAUGAAGACUCUAAGGAAAAGAAACCAGUGAUCCAAUCACAAAAUCUGCCCAUAGAUCAACAUCAAGAACCACAUAUCCCAGUACAAGCUUCCCACACCACAGUUAACAAAGAAGAAUUAGAGGAACACACUACACCAGUUUCUGAGCAAACCAAACCUGCUGACGUACAAAACGUCACAUCUGCUAUAGAGCAUAUAAAUGAGCCACUCGUGGAACAGUUAGCCGGCGUUGUGCCAACUGAGGUCAUUGUUUAUGAAACCCCCGCUAGCAAAGAGAUUGUCAUCAUUAAACAUCCUAUACCUGUUGCUGAAUUGUUUUCAAAUCAUAAACCGACAUGAACUCACCUUAAUCGCUAAAUUUGGAAAUUUUAGUAUAAUUUUUUUGUUUCAUUCGUAAUUUGCACUUAUAGUUGUUAAAACAUAUUUUUACACAUUAAAAAACUAAUAAUAUAUUGUAUUUUAUACAUGAUGAGAAAUAAAACACUUAUUUAACGAUUAUGACAUUUAUUUUCACUUCCGUUGCGUUAGAUUCCGCGCUGUUGGCGGGACAAAAUUGACAACUUAUCGGAUUAAUUGUAAAUAAAAUAAAAUUAACCUGGAAAUUUUCUAUA